AUGAACGAAGAUGCCGUGCUCGAUACUCCCCUCUGGGAUGACACAUGGCUUCCAGUCCCAACGUUAGACAUCGAGCCAAACGGACCCCUAAAAUUGCUCAACAUCAUCCUGGAUCCCAAAGAUCCAUGCAAUGAACACAAAAUCAUCUCGACGCAUGACCCGAACAUUGCCUUCAACAUCACCGAGUUCGAGUAUCCAAACAUGGACAAUACAGAGCGCCUUCUCACCAGGGGUGUUAGUAACGCCCAAUAUCCUGGGAUUUAUGGACGCGGCGACGCCGUCAGUCUCGACUGCUUCUGCAAGUCUCUCAAGGUAACAACCGUCAAUAAUGAGUCCGUACUCGAGAGUAUUCGGUCAAAAGCUACAGAGCCAAGAGUUAGGGAAGCCCUCAGAGACAUUCAUCGUAACCCUGCGCCCAGGCCUCUUUAUAUCAUCACCGGUAUUAAGGUCGCUACGGGGGGAACUAUGGAUAGCGUGUGGCGUCAGUGGCCCGAGGAAAGGGCUAAUAUGGGUUAUAGUAAUGAUCCUGAAGAGGAAGUGCAUUUCAUGGAAGAGAGAAUAAGGGUGCCGGCCAGUGCUUCUUAUCAGGUCAAGGAUAUUACGGCAGAACCAGGAAGUAGGACAUUGAAAGUUCGCGAGCAUACUGAGUAUGUUGAUUUUAGAACUGUAGUCGAUCUGCUGCAAGAUAUGGGUCGUGUGGAGGCGCCUCUUAUUGAGACGGAAUGA
Molecule: messenger RNA, 726 nt
Organism: Aspergillus neoniger CBS 115656
Lineage: Eukaryota; Fungi; Ascomycota; Eurotiomycetes; Eurotiales; Aspergillaceae
Exons: 2
Coding region: 1-726 (241 amino acids)
Source: RefSeq, a predicted model, not a curated record